GGAGAGCGGAUAUAGUGAAUGCGGGGUUGGGGAGAGCGGAUAUAGUGAAUGCGGGGUCCGGGGAGAGCGGAUAUAGUGAAUGCGGGGUCCGGAGAGAGCGGAUAUAGUGAACGCGGGGUCCGGGGGAGAGCGGAUGUAGUGAAUGCGGGGUCCGGGGAGACCAGAUGUAGUGAAUGCGGGGUCUGGGGAGAGCGGAUGUAGUGAAUGCGGGGUCCGGGGAGAGCGGAUGUAGUGAAUGCGGGGUCCGGGGAGAGGGGAUGUAGUGAAUGCGGGGUCCGGGGAGAAUGGAUAUAGUGAAUGCGGGGAUUUUUUUUUCCAUUUUUCCACCUG
Molecule: messenger RNA, 330 nt
Organism: Staurois parvus
Lineage: Eukaryota; Metazoa; Chordata; Amphibia; Anura; Ranidae
Source: the annotation of a GenBank genome assembly